AUUUGUUGGCUCGCAAAUCUCACAGACUCCCAUGACUAUAUUAGAGAAUGAAACGGAUAUUUGUCAUUGAUUGGUCAGUACUGUUGUGGCACGGGCGAUAUCCUGAUGCGAUAUGGGAAGUUGCUGAAGUGGCAUCAGCAGCAUCGGAUCUUGUUGCAACUUGUCCGUAUGCUCCAACCAAUAAGGUACCUUUCAAUCCGUCAUCACGCCGCGCUCCCAAACCAUCCUAGUUCUCAACAGCUUAGCAUGGCAACUAACGACUUCGUCUAGCUUCUUAAAAAUAGCUCCCAGUUUACAAUAUACUCUCAGCGCCCAACAGAGCUACCUUACCAACGUCGUCGCAAAAGUUACCACCCUCGCCGCAAUGGCAGCAGCCAGCCCUCCCAAAUUCAACUCCAAAUCCCCCACCCUCCGCCGCAUCCUCCGCGAAGCCCACGAACUAACCACCUCCCCCUCCCCGGAUUAUCAUGCGGUCCCGCUCGAAACAGACCUCUUCGAAUGGCACUUCACCCUGCGCGGCCCGCCCAAAUCCGCCUUCGAGUCGGGCAUCUACCACGGCCGCAUCGUUCUGCCGCCCAGCUACCCGCUUCGUCCGCCAUCCUUCCGCUUCACGACGCCCUCGGGCCGCUUCGAGACCAACCGCGAGAUCUGCCUCAGCAUCUCCGGCCACCACGAGGAGACCUGGCAGCCCGCCUGGGGCAUCCGCACGGCGCUGGUGGCGUUGCGGACCUUCAUGGAGACGGACGUCAAGGGUCAACUGGGCGGGCUGGAGGCGCCAGAAGAGGUGAGGCGGAGGUUGGCUGGGGAGAGUCGGGGGUGGAGGUGUGGGGUCUGUUGUGGCGGGAAGACCAACGCCGAGAUUCUGAGGGAGUGUGAGGAACGGGCAAGGGAAAUGGGUGGUGAAGGCGCGGCCGGAGAGGAGGUCAAGGUGCCCGAGGAGUUGAAGAUGGGGUGGAGGGAUGAGAUGGAAGGGAAAAAGAAGGAGGAGGAGGCAGCAGAUGGGGAGAGUGAUCGGUUGGCGGAGGGGUUUGUGCAGACUGCGCCGUUGGCAGCAUCGUCGUCAAGUGGGACAGGCCAGCAGACGGCGGGAGGGAGCAUAGUGCCGCCACUCCCGCCGAGCCAGCUUCCGGUAACAGCUGGUCCCGCGCUGCAGCACGCCCAGCGGAGGGCAGACGAGGUGUCGGUGUGGCUAGACAGGUUGAUUGUUGCCGUGGCUGUCUUGCUAGCCGCCGUAGUUGCCAAAGUCAUGCUGGCAUGAGUGUUCUCCCCGGGUGGUAUAUUCAACCAAGGCAGGUUUCGUUCGGGCAUAGCGGUACUAUUUGGACGGAGUUGAGGCGUUGCAUAGACCAUUGGAUGCCUACCGGAGCUACUUGUAACAUUCCGCUAUCAAGUAACCUCACAGCAACACCUGUUGGCAUAGAUGGUACAUUGUAUUAUACAAGUACAUGAGCAUCGGCCUACAAGGCAAUACAGAAUUCGAGAGCAGACCCAGAGAGCUCAAUAAAGGGA
This is a messenger RNA of Parathielavia appendiculata, 1509 nucleotides long. Its product is annotated as UBC-like protein. The record is from RefSeq and is a predicted model, not a curated record. The transcript is spliced from 2 exons. Lineage: Eukaryota; Fungi; Ascomycota; Sordariomycetes; Sordariales; Chaetomiaceae. The coding region runs from base 365 to 1258 and encodes 297 amino acids.